UUAAAGUAUGUAGUUGCAGAAAGAAGAGGUCAAACACUACAACCUUCAUCCUAAACUAGACCUCUUUCUUCAAAGAGGAGGCAGUGGCAGAAGGAAAACUACUAGAAAUAAGCAGGAGCAUUUGUACUGAAGGACAACGUGACUUGGUUUCCUCUCCAACUUUGUAAGUCUUCCCAUUCAGCUUCUGAGAUAAAUAUGAGCAGACACUGAGAAAGUGUGUGGAUUGUGGGAAUACUUUCAGACGCAUACAGACUGAAAAAGCAAAAAAUUGUGCCUUAAGACUAUUUCAUUGUUGAUUUGCUUGGUCUGAAGACUGUGCAUGGUGAACCUAAGUUAAACAGGCAGCACCCCUUUUGCCAAGGAAAAGAAAAAUCGCACCAUCUGAUGGGCAAGUGUACCCAGGUUGCAGCCAUCUCUGCAUGUCUGACUCAGAUUCCUCAGGUGAAACUGCAAGAAAGUUGUACAAACAAUGAUCUCUGUUCCAACCCAAACUGGGUCGAUCUCUGGUACAUCUGGCUUGUGGUUGCCAUUGGUGGGCUCCUCCUCCUCUGUGCCCUUGUCUCUGUUUGUGUGAGAUGCUACUGCCUUAAUUGCCAUCCAGGAGAAGAUGCUAGUCCUCAUCCAUAUGAGGUUACAGUUAUUGCUUUUGAUCAUGACAGCACCCUUCAAAGCACCAUCACUUCCCUCCAUUCCAUGUUUGGCCCAGCUGCUAGGAGAAUACUGGCAGUAGCUCAUUCCCACAGUGCAGCACCAGCAGUGCACCACCCUGCCCGAACAGAGACACCCCCAAUUUAUGAGGAAGCCAUACACAUGAACAGAUUCACAGUGGCUCGAAGUGGAGAAAGACCCCCAGAUUUGGAGCUGGUGCCAGAGGAGAAACGGACAACAGAUACUGAGAAAGAAGUCCAGGAAGCACAUUCCGCAGGCAGCCAAGACUCCUGAGUCAGAUUAUCAGCAAGUUCUGCAAAGAAUGGAUACCUUCACAGCGAUAUAUAAAUGUAUACUGCUGGGUUGAUAGUCUAUUUCAGAUUGUUCCUGUUUGACCAAAACUUUACCAAACCAAGUCCUCUAUUUUCUAAUACUGUAAUUCUAAAUUUGUACAAUAUAAGAAAUAAAUUACAUACAACAUGCUGCAUGCUACAUUUUUAACAACAUGCAUCCAGGAACAACUUUGCAGUGAUUUAAAACAGGUGUCUCUGAAGCCUGCAUCUUUCUUCUAGUUCUACUUUCAUCCCUAAAAGAUAUUCUAGAGUGCAUCAUUCCCUUUCCAAAGCACCUGUAGGGUCAUCACAACAAUUCCCUUGCAAUGCUUUCACUCACUUCUGUUUCAACAGAUAUGUCCAUUCAGAUUAGUGGGGUUCACACAAACAAAACCACAAAGAUUUGAACUCAUAACUGUUGAAUAGCUAAUAUGUUAAUGAUUUAUAAUCAAGCUUCUAGUUGUGUUCUCCAUUCCUUGCAGUCAGGUUCAAAUUCUUAGGUGAUUGAAGCUUGUAUUAUUAUUUUUGAAUCCUAUGAAGUGAGAUCCAUUAUUUAAGGAUAUUGAAUUACCUCUGGGAGCCAAAUUCCAAUACAGAAUCUGCAUAAACACUACUGUAUAUACAGUAUUUUAGGUGGGACAGAGUAAUUUCUAACCCUAAUUCAGUGUCCA
Molecule: messenger RNA, 1651 nt
Organism: Candoia aspera
Lineage: Eukaryota; Metazoa; Chordata; Lepidosauria; Squamata; Candoiidae
Gene: TMEM52B
Product: transmembrane protein 52B
Exons: 5
Coding region: 385-942 (185 amino acids)
Source: RefSeq, a predicted model, not a curated record